Messenger RNA from Synchiropus splendidus (mandarinfish), 1825 nucleotides. Its product is annotated as putative transmembrane protein INAFM2. Bases 322 to 816 code for a protein of 164 amino acids. The record is from RefSeq and is a predicted model, not a curated record. The transcript has a single exon. NCBI's taxonomy places the organism in Eukaryota, Metazoa, Chordata, Actinopteri, Syngnathiformes, Callionymidae.
UCUGCUGGAUAAGACAGACAGUUGUGCACCAGAUGAUCACCGCUCCAUCAUUUCUGUUGAACCAAAUGUCCUCCAACGGUCCACCGUGGAUACAGCAAAUGCCCCGCGCGGAUGCCAUCCGUCCCGGAUGCUGAGAUCUCUGGACGUCCGUUAUGAAACGCGAUGCUGCGUUUGAGGCGCAGUGCGUUUUAGGAUCCGAUGUUUUAACCGCAAAUUAGGAUCGAGGAGGUCCGGAGGUCUUUUUUUGGGGGGGAUUGUGGAUAACAUUAAAGCUUCAAGACGGAGGGGGUGGUGGAGCAUCGAGGGAAAAACCGGGGCAACAUGAGAGAGCGGGACUUCAUGCCCAAUAUGGAGCGGGGCAAACCGGCGACCUACACGGGGGACAAGAAGGCUAAGAUGGCUGCGAAGACCAACAAGAAGUGGGUGAGACUGGCCACCGUCUUCGCGUACGUGUUGUCGGUGUCGCUAGCGGCCAUUAUCCUGGCCAUCUACUACAGCCUCAUCUGGAAGCCCACCACCUCGACCUCCGCGGCGGCGGCGGGGAAGCCGGGGACGCACGAGGACGUCACUCCCGCCACCAACGUCUCCGCGAAUGUUUCGGACUCCACCACGCAGACUGGACCGGGACCCGUGAACCAGAGCUGGCAGGCCCCGCUCACGCUGUCCUUACAGUGGGACGGAGGGAGAGACGAGGACGCGUCUUCUUCCCACGGACGCUCCACGGAGAGCUCGGACACGCGUGAGGACGCGGACCCGGACCCGGACCCGGAGCAGGCCACUUCUCCAGCAUCGCCCACAGAACCGGAGCCGGCCUGAGAGAGGAGACUGAUCAGGCCUCACCCCCCUCACUCUCACCCACGUCACUCAAAGUGAUGCUGUUGUUUGACAGCGGUGUAACGGAACACAGCUGGUUUCAAAAGCCCUCACUAUACACAGUAAUAGUCCGACAGUCUAUGAUAAGAAGUCAAAGUUUACAGUGACGGAGCAAGAUUUUCUUUCUUUAUCUGGAGUGAAAGUUAAAAUAUUAUUGAACAAAAUGAUUUAAAAUGAUUUCCUACACGACUGUGUUUGGGAAGCAAGCCAUAAUGAUACACUGAAUUUACCCAAUGGAAAGCUAGUCUUCUGUCGGCUCACGCCGCAGUGAUCCCCAAACUGCGCACUUGAAUGAUCAGAUCAGCUCUGGUUGUUGUCUUCUCACUGCAACAAAGUGUUGUGAGUCUCCUGCACACAAACAAGACAACAAGCAGAGGCUGAAUCAGUCAAGAGGCCUGCACCGUCCACCGACACGUGUGCCGUUACACCGCCAGCUGUUGACGCCGCAGGUCGGACCGAUGCAUCUCCUCGCCUCCUCCGGAUGCCGAACUGCACAGAUGAACACUGACUGUGUCCGCUCUUGCCACUAUGCUGUCUGUUAUGUUUUAUGUUUGCCUUAAACCCGCCUGUGUCCACUUUACCUCCGACUGUCCACACUGGUAAAGACAUUCUGAAAUUAGGGAGACACAAGCUUGACAUCACUGCCGUUCACUGGCUCGAAUAUUUGCAUCUAAAGGCCAUGUAUGGACGAAGCCUGGACUAUAAGGACCUGCGAUAUUGAGUUAUGCUCAGGUAUGUGCAUAAAACAUGUAAAUGUAACUGUGUAUGUACAUAUAGAACUGCCAUCCAUCCCUUUUUUGGCCUUGAUGAACCUAUAGUGUAAUUAGAUUUUUAUUAAAGCUACAAUACGUACGAUAGACAACUAUAUCACAAAGAUACAAAUAAAAAAUACUUUAAAAAAUUGACUGAAAAGUCUUAAAUUGUGGUUUGAUCUUCAUCACCGAUGACAAAG